UUUUCGAGGUUUUUCUUUCUUGCAGCCUCCAUUUCUCUCCCUCCAAAACCCUAAAAAACUCUCUCUCUCUAACUACUCCGAGAUGAAUUUCCUCUUCCGAAAAUGCCCUUCUAUCCCAUCCAAAUGCACCCUCUCCUCUCUCAUCUCCAUCCAAUCAUUCCGUCUCUCUCCGUCCCCUUCUCUAUCGGAAUCCGUUACAUUUACUAACGCCGUUACCAGCGACGAAACACGACCUUCCGAUCAUCUCAGAGCUGCUUCGGAGAAGCUGUGGUUGGGUGGUUCCCAUGGAAGGGGAUUCCAUAUCUCGGCUGGGCCACUGGGAUUCAAGGCGUCGGACGUUGUUCGGGCGCAGUACGCAGUCGACGAUUUCUCGGACGAGGAGAGGGCGGGGGAUGCGGGGAAGAAGGCCGGCAACCGCGACGAAGGGCUUGAAAUAGCAAAGCUCGGGAUCUCCGACGAUAUUGUCAAAGCUCUCGCCAAGAGAGGAAUCACCAAGCUUUUUCCGAUACAGAGAGCUGUGCUGGAACCAGCAAUGCAGGGGCGUGACAUGAUAGGUCGGGCCAGAACUGGAACUGGAAAAACUCUAGCAUUUGGAAUCCCCAUCAUGGAUAAAAUCAUUCAGUUCAAUGCCAAGCAUGGGCGUGGAAGAAAUCCUCUGGCCUUGGUAUUGGCACCCACCAGAGAGCUUGCUCGUCAAGUUGAAAAGGAAUUUAGAGAAUCUGCCCCCAACUUAGAUACAAUCUGUGUAUAUGGGGGUGUGCCAAUAUCAUCUCAAAUGAAUACACUAGACUAUGGUGUCGAUGUCGUUGUGGGCACACCUGGUCGCAUUAUUGAUCUGAUCAAGAGAGGUGCCUUAAAUUUGUCAGAGGUGCAAUUUGUCGUUCUUGAUGAGGCUGAUCAGAUGCUUGCUGUGGGAUUUGAUGAAGAUGUGGAGGUAAUUUUGGACAAGUUACCUAAAAAACGCCAAGGCAUGAUGUUCUCAGCCACGAUGCCGAGUUGGAUAAGAAGGCUAACCCAGAAGCACCUAAAAGACCCAUUAACUAUUGAUCUCGUUGGUGAUUCUGAUCAGAAAUUGGCUGAUGGAAUCACCCUGUACUCCAUUGCAUCAGACACGUAUGGGAAGCCAUCAAUUCUUGGACCUCUAAUAACAGAACAUGCCAAAGGAGGGAAAUGUAUUGUCUUCACUCAAACGAAACGUGAUGCUGAUCGGUUGGCAUAUUCUAUGGGCCGUAGUCAUAAGUGUGAGCCUUUGCAUGGAGACAUCUCACAGAAUCAGAGGGAAAAGACACUUGCGGGCUUCCGGGAUGGACGCUUCAACAUAUUAAUUGCUACUGACGUUGCUGCCCGUGGGCUUGAUGUUCCUAAUGUUGAUCUGGUAAUACAUUAUGAGCUUCCAAACUCUUCAGAGAUUUUUGUCCAUAGAUCAGGACGAACAGGACGUGCUGGUAAGAAAGGGAGUGCUAUUCUCAUUCAUACUGAACAACAGACCAGGGCUGUUAGGGUCAUUGAACAGGAUGUUGGAUGCAAGUUUAAAGAGCUCCCAAGGAUUGCUGUUGAGGGUGGUAGUCGAGACAUGUAUGGUGACAUGGGUGGUGGUGGUCGGUUUGGUUCCUUUGGAGGAGGCAGUCGUUUGAGUGAUUCAGGUUUUGGUCGUUCUGGUGGUUCUGGAUUUGGUCGCUCUGGUGGCUUUGGUGGUUCAUCAGGUCGUGCGGGUGGUGGAUAUGGUGAAUCUGGGUCAGGCCGUUUUGGUUCGUUUGGCGGAUCAAGUUCAGGCCGAUCUGGUGGGUUUGGUGAUUCUGGAUCGGGCCGUUCUAGUGGAUUCAGUGGUUCUGGGUUUAGCCGUUCUGGUGGUUUCGGCAACUCUGGUUCAGGGCACGCUGGUGGUUUUGGCGACUCUGGUUCAAGGCGUUUUGGCAGUUUUGGGGACGAUGGUUCAGGGAGGUCUAGUGGCUUUGGCAAUUCCAGUUCAAGCCAGUCAGGUGGCUUUGCUAACUCUGGUUCGAGCCGUUUUGGUAGUUUUGGUGGCUUUGGAGACAAUGGUGCUGCUGAUGAUGAUCAGAAGGCUGGGAGGAAAUUCUUCUGAUUUUAUUUCAAGGUUGAUGGACAUGCUGUCUUUUGAGAAGAGGAAGAACACCAGGAGACAAACUAUUAGACCAUGUAAAGUAUGCUGAGAUACUAAGAGGGGUCUCUGAUUUUCUUUUUCAAAUUUAUAGUUACAAAGCUUUUAGGUAUAUUUUUACCUGUGAACUCAUGCAGGAAAAGGAAAUUAAAUCUGUCCUUAUGAUUCUCUUUAUAUGUUUUGAAUGCCACCUGUAAUUCGUUUUCAGCAGCCAAUCAAGAUUUUCUUUUCCAGA
Messenger RNA from Magnolia sinica, 2354 nucleotides. RefSeq names its product DEAD-box ATP-dependent RNA helicase 53, mitochondrial-like. The transcript has 8 exons. Bases 83 to 2083 code for a protein of 666 amino acids. NCBI's taxonomy places the organism in Eukaryota, Viridiplantae, Streptophyta, Magnoliopsida, Magnoliales, Magnoliaceae. The record is from RefSeq and is a predicted model, not a curated record. Gene Ontology annotation, molecular function: RNA helicase activity; nucleic acid binding; ATP binding.